Podarcis lilfordi (Lilford's wall lizard) is the source of this 801-nucleotide messenger RNA. The record is from the annotation of a GenBank genome assembly. NCBI's taxonomy places the organism in Eukaryota, Metazoa, Chordata, Lepidosauria, Squamata, Lacertidae.
UGCCAAUGGACAUAAUCUGAUAUCUAGGCUAAGUGAUCUUAAGGACCAUCUGCUUUUGGAGUUCCCUGACAACAUCAAGGAACACUGGACGAGGCUAAAAACAUCCAUUAUUUCAGCCUAUGAACAAACUAUUGGAUACCAAACCAAGAAACACCAGGACUGGUUUGGUGAGAAUGACAGUGAGAUUGAACGCAUUAUUAACAAGAAAAGGAAGGCCUUUCAGAUCUGGCAAAGAGAGAGAAAAUGCACCACUAAGAAAAAAAGCUAUGCCAAUGCCAAGGCUGAGGUUCAAAGAAGAACCAGAGGACUAAUGAACACCUGGUGGAUAAAAAAAGCUCAAGAGAUCCAACACUUAGCCAACACUCAUGAUGCACAGAGUUUCUUUAAAGCCACAAAGACCAUCCAUGGGCCAAUAAAUCAUGGUAUAUGCCCCCUACACUCAAUAGACAGCACCACACUUCUAAAAGAUAAAGAAGCUAUUGCACUGCACUGGAAAGAAGAUUACCAGCAUUUCCAUAACCACAACUCCCACAUAGCUGCUGAGGUCCUCUCACAAAUUCCACAAAAACAAAUUAGAGAUGAGCUUGCAGUAUCUCCAAAUCUGGGAGAAUUGUGUACAGCCGUUAACCAAAUGAAAAACAGCAAAGCCAGUGGACCUGAUGGGAUACCUGCCAAAGUCUCCAAAGUGGGUGGAACUGAACUUACACAACAACUUCACAAGCUCAUCGAAAAAAUCUGGGAGAGAGAAGAGAUCCCAGCAGACUUUAUGGAUGCCAAAAGUAUCAAUCUCUUUUUAAAAAG